Messenger RNA from Xylona heveae TC161, 1107 nucleotides. Its product is annotated as gibberellin 2-oxidase. The transcript is spliced from 5 exons. The coding region runs from base 1 to 1107 and encodes 368 amino acids. Gene Ontology annotation, molecular function: dioxygenase activity. The record is from RefSeq and is a predicted model, not a curated record. NCBI's taxonomy places the organism in Eukaryota, Fungi, Ascomycota, Xylonomycetes, Xylonales, Xylonaceae.
AUGCCUAGCGCCGUGUGCCCGUCUGCUGUGGCAAAGCCAACUAUUCCCAAAUUCAUUCCUGCUGCUCCCACCAAAGAGAAGUUGGACUAUGUCGAACUCGUGAACCUUGAUCUGUCCAAAUUCGAAAACCCAGAGACAAGAAAGUCUUUGGCAAAGGAGCUCCUUGACGGUGUCAUCAAGCACGGCUUCUUGACCAUUUCAAACCAUGGAAUUUCAGACGAGUUGUGUGAAUCUCAGGUCAACUUGGCUCAUGCCGUAAUGACCCUUCCCGCUGAGGAGAAGGCACCCUAUGAAGCUACACCGGAAGAAGACGCGCUGGGCCGAUAUGUUGGCUUCAAGCCAGCAGGAAAGCUUGGAGCCAAGGGUGGCUUCCACAAGACUCUUGACCACUACAAUAUCCUCACCUACGACCCCGAGAACCACCAGCACCCCGAGGUCCUCAGACCUUAUGUGGAUGAGGUUAAUGAAGUCAUUGGCUUUAUUCGACACAACAUUCUGCGAAAACUGCUCGCGCUUAUGGCAAUUAUUUUGGAGGUUCCCGAAGAGACCAUUGCUUCCACCCAUGCAUUUGGCAAAGAGAGUACCGAAUAUCUUCGUUACAUGAUCUAUAACCCGCGCACCGAUGAAGACAAUGAUAAAUACAGAGAUCUCUACCUUGCCGGCCACACGGACUGGGGAACUUUUACCUUCCUUUUCAGCCAGCCUAUCUCGGCUCUACAAAUUCUUGAAUCUUCCACUAAUACGUGGAAGUGGGUGCAGUACCUUCCGCAGUCUCUUGUUGUCAAUGUCGGAGAGGCGCUUGAGCUGCUCACCGGUGGUCUCUUCCGUGCCACCAUCCACCGUGUCGUUAAGCCACCUGCCGACCAGGAGAGACACAAGCGCAUUGGCGUUAUUUACUUUGCCAGGCCGGUCGACGAGGUAGAGUUGAAGCCAAUUGACAGCCCAUAUCUUAAGCGACUUGGUAUUGAUAAGCCACUGGACGAGAAAGUGUUCAACAUGGCCGACUAUUUGGAAGCUCGAAAACAUGGUUACAAGCGAUUGGACUUUGAUCAUGACCGACCUCGUACUGACGGAUACCACAUGGACCCAUUCCAUGGAAACUACUAA